Messenger RNA from Rangifer tarandus platyrhynchus (Svalbard reindeer), 618 nucleotides. NCBI's taxonomy places the organism in Eukaryota, Metazoa, Chordata, Mammalia, Artiodactyla, Cervidae. The record is from the annotation of a GenBank genome assembly.
UUGGCGCGCUUCGCGCAGCCGCUGGUGUCCGCUUCAGUGUUACUUGAUAGGCAACAACCGGCCAACGGAGCGCGCGAGCUCCGGCAACCAAUGUUAGCAUUAAGUGGAGCGCGCCGCUUAAAAGUGGCAAGAUCGGCGCCCGUGAUCGAAGAUGAUAGCGGCAGCAAGGUGCUGAGUCGUGGAAGUAUGCGCCGGUGGCGCAGGUGGGAGCCAAGAAUGAGGGAGCACUACACGCGUCGCGUGUACGAGAACAAAAGUCCGCUGGAGCCCCUUGAGCCUACACUCUUCGACGACAGCACUACUGCGAAACUAGACAGCAACGCGGGCACCGCUCAGCUUCUGUUGCUGCUGCUGCUGCUGCUGCAUCUGUAUACGUGUUCGUGCUGCAGUGUGUAUGGCGCUGCGGCGGAUACGGAGUCUCCUCGGAAUUCCGGGUUGUGUUGCCGAGGGAUGCUGCAGCGGUUGGCGCGGGUGAUGGUUACUUGUGAGCUCGCCAAACUGCCGGUCGUCCCAGGGGAAGAACGCUACCGGCGGCAACGCCGAAAAAGGAGCGGCCGGGGCCGGCAGCAGAGAUCUCAAAACGAGAGGAGUCGCAGAGGCGAAAACCUGAGCCCAUAG